AUGAAGGUGAAGGUGUGCAUCGGCCUCGUCCUCGCUAUCAUGGCGACCGCCUGCCUGUGCCGGCCCGCGGCAGAGGCACGGGGCGCUGCGGAGGACCCCCGCCAGCUCCCCACCAGCCUGGUCCGGCGGGACUGGCCCGACUCCCUGUCCCAGGAGCAGAAGCACUUCAUCUCCCAGCUCCUGCCCAUCUUCACAGAGCUGAGAGAGCGCAAGGGCUACGUGCACGGGGACGAGGGGAUGGCGGCCCUGCACGACCACUACUACCCCGACUGGAUGGACUUCGGCCGUCGCAGCGCUGAGGAGUCGGUCAAUGCCGUGUAG
This is a messenger RNA of Haliaeetus leucocephalus (bald eagle), 321 nucleotides long. Its product is annotated as gastrin/cholecystokinin-like peptide. The transcript is spliced from 2 exons. Gene Ontology annotation, molecular function: hormone activity. Lineage: Eukaryota; Metazoa; Chordata; Aves; Accipitriformes; Accipitridae. Gene Ontology annotation, cellular component: extracellular region. The coding region runs from base 1 to 321 and encodes 106 amino acids. The record is from RefSeq and is a predicted model, not a curated record.